CAUUUAGUUGGUCAUACUGUCGGAUGCUGCGAAUCAAUAAAUUCAUCUCAACCCUCACCAUGUAAUCUUUCGUAAAAUUCGCCGUAUUUUAAUUUUUUUUCACCGAAAUGGGCUUGUUUCACGGUUUUUUGUAUUGUUUUUUGUGGUAUUCGAGUAUAAUGGCUGGCUAUGCGAUGUUUUGUCCCCUUUUGCCACUUCUGUUUAUUUCAAACAAGUUUUACCGAACGUGUACGGACGCUUUAUUUACGUUCUGGCAGUUUUAUCCGACGGUGUUGCUCGAGUUACUGUGCGGAUGCGAGAUACAAGUAUCUGGUGAUGCCAUUCAAACGGACGAAACGUCGCUCAUUGUUAUGAAUCAUCGGACGCGGACGGAUUGGAAUUUUUUGUGGCCCACGAUGUAUCACUCUAUUUCAGGAAGCGGGAAAUUCAAAUUUGCCACCAAAUUUGUGCUAAAAGAUGUCAUAAGACACAUUCCAGGGCCGGGCUGGGUCAUGCAAUUGGCCUGUUUUGUCUAUAUUAAGAGAUGUUGGGGUUUGGAUAAGUUAACUCUGGGGAAAGCGAUUGAUUAUUUCUCAGAACUUGGAUAUAAGUAUAGUUUGUUGGUUUUUCCUGAAGGUACCGACUUUACCGAUAGUACCAAAGCCAAAAGUGAUAACUUUGCACGAAAAAAUGGGCUUGAAAGUUACGAUUUUGUUCUGCAUCCUAGAACUACAGGUUUUGUGUUUUUGGCCAAAAAAAUGUUAGAGAAGAAGGCGCUGGAUGCGGUUUAUGACGUCACGUUGGUCUAUCCUGAUUUGGUACCACAAAACGAAGCUAUUUUAUUGAAAGGAAAUUUUCCAAAACUGGUCAAAGUACAUUUAGCAAGGUACCCUAGUGCCGUUUUGCCCAAAACGGAGGCCGGCCUUUGCGAUUUUUUGCAAAAACGCUGGUUGGACAAAGAACGUACUCUACGUGAGUACCACUCAACGACUCAAUUUCUCCACGGACGAAUCCUCAAAAGUGAAAAUCGUUGGGAACUACUUCUUGCGCUAUUUUUUUGGACAUUGUUGCCGUUUUUUGUCACUUAUUUAUUGUGUGUGUAUUGGUGGUACCGUUUUGUGAUUUUGGGCCAUACCGUGUUUUUAAUUAUUGUAAAUGUGACAAUGGGUGGGUUCCAAAAUUUCGAAAUCUGGUGGUACCACCUUAGGAGAAAAAACUAGUUUAAGUACCUAAUUAUUAUUGGAAAAUGUGAAUUCAAAUGUGCCAAAAUAUUUAUGUAUUAAUUAAUAAAGUCGGUGUUUGAAGAUUA
Tribolium castaneum (red flour beetle) is the source of this 1288-nucleotide messenger RNA. Its product is annotated as lysocardiolipin acyltransferase 1. The record is from RefSeq and is a predicted model, not a curated record. NCBI's taxonomy places the organism in Eukaryota, Metazoa, Arthropoda, Insecta, Coleoptera, Tenebrionidae. The transcript has 4 exons. Gene Ontology annotation, cellular component: endoplasmic reticulum; endomembrane system. Gene Ontology annotation, biological process: phosphatidylinositol acyl-chain remodeling. The coding region runs from base 108 to 1199 and encodes 363 amino acids. Gene Ontology annotation, molecular function: acyltransferase activity.